AUGUCCAAAUAUAUAUACCAAAUACUCGUGGCAAUUAGUAUUUAUGCCAAUACAAUCACUUCAGCAAUAGAAAUGUAUAGCAUGGGCCAAGAAGUUGAGGUUUCACAGUCAACUUUAUGAGUCCAUGUACUUACUUAAUUAUCUGGUGUUUAAGGUGUCUAGUGCCGCAGCCCAAAAGGGCCUAUGGCAAAACUGAUGACGUAGGCGAGCCAUCUUGGCACGGGUCAGCCCCGUCCAAGCCUUCUAUCAACUCCUGCUUCACCGGCCUUGCUGCACGUCUCACCCGGCGCGUUGCCGUCGCCCUUGUCGCUCGACUCAGCUCCUGCGCGUGUUCCGCCUAAGGGUCACCCUCCCGUGGGGAUGUGCUGAGAGGUAAAAGCCCGAAAUCUUGAGUGGACUGAGGAGUGGUUCCUCUGGUUAUCUCCAGAGUUAAACCGCUAUUGCUGUCCAGAAGUCUUCGAGUGAAAACCUAACCCUAUAAAUAAAAUUCCAUGAGGGAGAGAAAAUUAGCAGAGCUAAUUUCUCUCGAACCGAAUGCCAUUUUAUUUAUAUGAGUCCAUGUACAGUUAAAUUCUUCCAGCAUCCAACAAAGGUAUAUAUCAAUAUCGCUCUUUAUUAAGUCUAAAAAUUUCAGAUCCCUUCCUUUACUGGUUUUGGGUUUUAACCAGCUUCCAAAAUACUUAGACCAAAAUGAUACAUCCAGCCUGAAAUAUGAUUAUGUUGAUUAUUAUUCAUAUGAAAACCAUUUGAAUGAUCAUUCAAUAAUAAUGGACACAAACGAUAUUCCAUCAUACUCAUUAAUAUUUGUUGGUAUUUUUCAUAGAAAUUUUGAUCGUGAAACCAUCACUUACUCUUUAAAAUUCGAAGAAUCAAAUCAGCAUCUUUGCCAGUCGGGCUGCUCAGGACAUGGGCUAUGCAAAUCUAUUAUAUCUAUAUGCAAUAAAUAGGAAUACUCGUAGUAAUUACCGUCAGUACUAUUUAUUCUCAAUAAUAGAAAAAUAGCUAAUAAUCAAAAAUAAUUCUAAUCAUUGUAAAUUAGUAUAAUAAUUGCAUUUGUAAUGCUGGAUUUAUUGGGAGAAAUUGCGGGCAAAGAGGCUCACUUGUGCAUUUCGAUAAAAAUACUUCGAUAGAAAUUAGCAGGAAUGAAGUAGGAUAUUUAGUAGCUGAUCUCAGCGAUUGUAACUAUUAUUUAGAUGAAUAUACAAAAUUUAUUCUUCAAUGCAAAUGGAGCGGAGAAGUUGGAGCACUUUAUAUAGGGAAUCCUACAGUUGAGUAAAUUUUAUAUAGUAUAUCAGAUCUUCCAAAUAGAAAAAAUCAUUUUUUAUGGACUUAUUUGGAUCACUCUACAGUUCCAACUCUUUAUAAGCUUACUCUUAGAGAUUUCACAAAAACUACAGUUAUAGUAUCAAUUUUCAAUACUUUUAUUGGCUCAGAAAAUAGUAUUUUUAUUGAGUGCCAAUUACUCGAAGACUUACCUGAAACAUCUACCUUUUUAAAUUGCCUAUUUUUACUAUGUUUUAUAUGGCCAUUAAUCUUGAUAAACUUAUUGUUUUAUUUGAAAUAUCGUGGUGAUAUUAUUGGGGGAGGAAGUCCGGUUGAGAUUAAUGGAAUUCCUAAAAAAAUUAUAAAUUCCUUAUAUCCUUGCCAAUUUUGAAGAGAUAUUAAGAUGCAAUGGGAUACAAAAAUAUGCAUCAUUUGUAUGGAGGAAUUUAAAAGCCAGUCAAAAGUGAGGCAAUUGAUAUGCGGGCAUGCUUUUCAUAGAAACUGCAUUGAUGUGUGGUUUAAAAAUAGUGUAAGCUGCUGUGUUUGCAAAAAUAAUUGCAACAAGGCUGAACAAAAAAAUUUGUCUCCGAGUGUUUUAGGAUAA
Molecule: messenger RNA, 1867 nt
Organism: Blepharisma stoltei
Lineage: Eukaryota; Ciliophora; Heterotrichea; Heterotrichida; Blepharismidae
Source: the annotation of a GenBank genome assembly